Molecule: messenger RNA, 418 nt
Organism: Dimorphilus gyrociliatus
Lineage: Eukaryota; Metazoa; Annelida; Polychaeta; Dinophilidae
Source: the annotation of a GenBank genome assembly
CAUGGAGACUAGGCAACCUCCAAGCUACGUUGAUCAUUUAUUUCAAACUUGUAAAAAUGACUUGGAAAAAUAUGAUAUUGAAGAAAUUGUUGGAUUAAUCGACGAAUUAGAAGGGGAUUUUAACACUGGCAACAUUUCAAAAACAAUAGGUAUUCCUAGGACUGGACCAAUUCAACUUUGGCAAUAUUUAAUUGAUUUAUUGAAUAAUCCAUCCGAUUAUUCCGAUUUAAUUGAAUGGGAAGGGAACAGCGGUCAGUUCAGAAUUAAAAAACCUUCAAAAUUAGCUGAGUUAUGGGGAGUACAAAAGCGAAGGCCAAAUAUGACUUAUGACAAACUAUCCAGAGCUCUUAGAUAUUAUUACGACAAGCUUAUCUUAAGCAAGGAUUUGAGAGACGGAGAAGAAAAGAAUGCUAUCUGA